Emiliania huxleyi CCMP1516 is the source of this 762-nucleotide messenger RNA. RefSeq lists its product as hypothetical. Lineage: Eukaryota; Haptophyta; Isochrysidales; Noelaerhabdaceae. Gene Ontology annotation, cellular component: membrane. Gene Ontology annotation, biological process: transmembrane transport. The transcript has a single exon. The coding region runs from base 1 to 762 and encodes 253 amino acids. The record is from RefSeq and is a predicted model, not a curated record.
AUGCACUCCCGACGGCCUCUACCAUCGAAGCGGCGGGGACUCGACCCCGCAAGGCCUCUGCCCCCGCAGCUCGGACGUCGCCAAGGUUCUGCGCAGUCGUUCGUCGACCCGAUCCGGGCGCACUUCGUCAGCCAGCGCGAUGCGCGUCGUCGCAUCGGAGUGUACGUCGUGCUGUUCGGCCUGCUCGUCGGCUUCCUCUUCACCUCGUCGAUCGCGUGGGUGGCGCUGACGGCCGCGGGCGUGCUCGCAAUCGCGGAGGCCUACCUGCAGCCGCGCAGCCGCGACCCGACCGUCAUCCUCGGCUACGUGGACGGUCCGCUCCUCGUGAUGAUCGGUGGCCUCUUCGUCGUCAUCGCGGGCUCGCGCCUCACGGGGCUGCCGCAGGAGAUCUUCGACCUUGCGAAGUCGAUCAAGGGCGUCGGCCUCGACUUCGACUCGCCGAAGGAUGUCUGCGUCUUCGCCAUCCUCGUGCUCAUCCUGUCCAACAUCUGCUCCAACGUGCCCACCGUGAUGCUCCUCUCGGGCCAGAUGAUGAAGCUCGAUCCGUCGAUCGUCGUCGAGACGGGCUGGGUGAUCCUGGCCUUCUCGAGCACCGUCGCCGGCAACCUCACGCUCGUCGGCUCGAUCGCCAACCUCAUCGUCGCCGAGAAGGCCGCGCGUACCGGCUACGAGUUCACCUUCUUCCGCCACCUCGCCUUCGCAUUCCCGACCACGCUCGUCUUCGCCCUGGCCGGCAGCUUGCUCCUAUUCUACAUCGUGUGA